Molecule: messenger RNA, 1112 nt
Organism: Argiope bruennichi
Lineage: Eukaryota; Metazoa; Arthropoda; Arachnida; Araneae; Araneidae
Product: calcium release-activated calcium channel protein 1-like
Exons: 2
Coding region: 271-984 (237 amino acids)
Biological process (GO): store-operated calcium entry
Cellular component (GO): membrane
Molecular function (GO): store-operated calcium channel activity
Source: RefSeq, a predicted model, not a curated record
UCGUAGAGAGAGGAAUUUCGUUUCAUUAGUUCUCGAAUGUCUUAUAAGAUCGCAUAUUGUAUUGCAUUAUUCUUGGAAUUAAUUUAAUCUUUUACGUGUUACUGUCUCAAAAAUGUAUUUUAAUGUUGAUUUGUUAUUUGUUUAAGAUUUGUUUACAUUUUUGUGAGUGACUCUAAAAUUAAUUUUCUUUUUAUGACAUAGCAAUAUCAAUUGACUUAUUGUUAUGUUUAUCAUGUGCGGUGUUUUGAUUAAACAAUCAUUGUGACAUUCAUGCAUUUUUAUUCUAAUGCCGACUUUUUUGGACCGGACGCUAGCCGAAAUAACGUAAUAUCUGACUGGAUGUUACAGUCGUUGAUGAGAGAGAUGUCUAAACCAGAAAAUAAUGUCAAUGCUUUGUCUUGGCGUCGACUUCAUUUAAGUAGAGCCAAAUUAAAAGCUUCCAGUCGUACUUCGGCACUUUUGUCCGGUUUCGCAAUGGUGGCCAUGGUAGAAGUACAGUUAUCAAAGCAUGUACCUACAAGUUUACUGAUAGCAUUUAGUAUAUGCACCACCCUUUUAGUUGCAGUUCACCUGUUGGCUUUAAUGAUUUCAACUUGUAUUUUACCGAAUGUUGAAGCAGUUGCCAGUAUUCAUGGUUUAGCUGCAGUUUCAGAAUCUCCUCAUGAAAAGAUGCAUCGUUAUAUUGAGGCUGCAUGGGCUUGUUCAACAGUAUUCGGAAUUCUGCUUUUCCUUGCAGAAAUAGCAAUCCUUUCCUGGGUUAAGUUUUAUGAUUAUAGCAUAUCCGCUGCAGCGGCUGCAACUGUCAUACUUAUUCCUGUUGUUAUUAUAUUUGUUGUAUUUGCUGUACAUUUCUAUCGAAAACUUGUUGCACAUAAAUACGAGAGAUCUACUCAAGGACUUCGCGAGCUAGAAACGAUGGUCACUCAAUUGCAAAAUAAUGGAACAGAAUUAUCAACUAAUGGUCCCUUUGUGAUGACUGUGUAAUCUUGAAAUUGUUAUAUCUCUGUAAAAUAUAUUUAAAAAAAUCCUCAGCAUUUAUUUUUAUCAUAUAGUAUUGUACAGAUGUAAAAAAAAAAAAAGAUAAAAAGGAAAAAUAAAUUUGUAUAUUUUAA